AGCAGCACUCCGUCAGAGAUCCAGAGCUGCAGUUUCAUCUAGCUGUGGGAAGUUGUGCUUCAUAUCCUGAGAUUUUAAAGAACAGUCAAACGCAGAGAUGACUACCAUGUUCAGAUACCCCGUGUUUCCAGUCCUUCCAGGUCUGGACCAGACAGAUAUACCAGAGGGAUUGUCCCGUGCGCGGAGCAUUAUGGCAGAGCCAGACUAUAUGGACGGUGAUAGCGAUGAACUCAUCAAGCCCAAGAAACUCCUCAACCCAGUGAAGUCCUCCAGAAAUCACCAGGACCUACACAGAGAGCUCCUUAUGAACCAGAAAAGGGGCCUUGCACCGCAGAAUAAACCAGAACUCCAGAAAGUGAUGGAGAAGAGGAAGAGAGACCAGGUGUUGAAGGCUCAGAAAGAGGAGCAGGAGGCGCACAAGAAAAGGUCAGACCUUGAGAUCGAGCUCAUGAAGAGACGAGAAACCCUCGAGCAGCUGGAAUUGGAGCAACAUAAAAACGAAGAGGAGCAAGAAAACACCCCAGAGUUUGUCAAAAUGAAAAGCAAUCUGAGAAGAACCAAACAGGAAGUGGAUGGGCAGGAGCGUGCCACCUAAAAACAGUUUCCAUGGCAUAUUUGUUGGGAAAUGGAUUGGUGUUUGUGGGGAUUUCCUGAUAUUCUUCCCCCAUGUGUCCCUAUAAAACAAGUGACUGUAGAAGAACGGUUCCUGUUGCCUGCUCGCAGACACAACCAGUAUUCACGGAGCCUCUUUUCCUGAACAACGAUCACACUUAAAGAGGAUUGAAGAAUAAACGACACACAUACACACAAACUCUUGCACAUGGGCGCAGCCUCUUUGCCACUGGUUGACUGGCUUCAAAGAACAUGCAUGGCGGAACAAACAGAGACCACAUGGUUACUUUGUUGGGUAUUUUUUUAUUUUUUGGAAAAAAGGGGCACAUAUUAUUUUACUAUUUUACUAUUUUACUUUAAAGACCUGAAAUGGGACACUGGAUGGACUCUUUUAAGCCAAAACAAUCCUCUUUUAUUUAUGUUCAGUGUAAGCUUUUGUUUGAAAGGGCUUCUCGAGACAUUUUCCUAUUGGUUGAUGUUUAAAGGAAACUAAGUAGAAAGUUCCAACAAUGCAAGUUGUGGUUGCAUCAUGCUUGCUUUUUAUGAAUUGUAAUGUUUGUGCGCUCCCUCUGCUAAAUUUCAUAAGCAAUACUAGUUCUAGUUUUGUGAGUUUUCUUUGCAAAUAUUUUUGUUACAACUUUUUUCAUUAAUAUGUUACUAAUAAGUUAAUACAUUUUAGUUCAAUGUGAUAUUAAAUGCAAGUGCAUCUGUUUUCUUUUCACUUGAAUGGUAGUUGUUUUCAACCCAAAAAGUUGAAGGAGAACAUGAAAUGUUUAUUAAUGAAGAAAGACACGUGGUUUUGUGUAGAUUUGAGCCAAUAAAUAACCACUCCUUGUGUUCCCUUACCUUCUUUUAAUAAAUAUUAUUUUAUCA
This is a messenger RNA of Carassius auratus (goldfish), 1485 nucleotides long. RefSeq names its product family with sequence similarity 107 member B (gene fam107b). The record is from RefSeq and is a predicted model, not a curated record. The coding region runs from base 98 to 595 and encodes 165 amino acids. The transcript has 4 exons. Lineage: Eukaryota; Metazoa; Chordata; Actinopteri; Cypriniformes; Cyprinidae.